UUUGGUGGUUUCUUGAGAUUCCACCUUUUUUGGUCAUAAACAAAUCACAGAAAAAAAUGGUUCUUUCUGAUAAAAGUCACAAAAUCUUUCAUGACUUAGAUUUUGUUUCUUGGUGUAGUACUUCGUUCUCUUUUUAAAGAGCCUUUCCCUUUGCUUCUUCUUCUUCUUCUGUAUAUAGCAGCCAAACCAAUAAACCAAACCACGCAAAACACACACUCCUAUAAACCUCACCACAAAAGACGGCUGAACCUUCGGAGGCAGAUCCCUUCUCAGGAAUCAUAUAUAUAUAUAGUUGCUUCUUCACAUUGAGUGAACUUCACUCACACCUUUGUUUUUCAACUCUUUUCAAACAGCACCUCAUAGUACACUUCUUUUAGGGUUAAUUACUUCAAAGCCUUAGACCAGACAUCUCUUUGAAAACCACCUUCCACUCUUGUUUAUUUUCUUUUCUUUUCACUGGUUUUUGUUAAAUCUUGAGGAGGCAAAACAAGGGUCUCUCUCUUUUUCUCUUUUCUUUCAUUGAACAGAAGAUUAGGCUUUGUUCUAGAAGAAAUUAAACAGUUUAAGACAUGGAAGAGAGAAAUCAUGAUGGUGAGAAACUAGAUGAGGUUAUGCUACCGGGUUUUAGGUUUCAUCCAACUGAUGAGGAGCUUGUUGGAUUCUACCUGAAGAGAAAGAUUCAGCAGAGGCCACUCUCUAUUGAGCUCAUCAAGCAGCUAGAUAUCUACAAGUACGAUCCUUGGGAUCUUUCAAAAAUGGCCACCACUGGGGAGAAAGAGUGGUAUUUCUUCUGCCCCAGAGACAGAAAGUACAGGAACAGUGCAAGGCCAAAUAGGGUAACAGGAGCUGGGUUCUGGAAAGCUACAGGGACUGAUCGCCCUAUCUAUUCCUCGGAGGGCUCUAAGUGUAUUGGCCUCAAGAAAUCUCUAGUAUUUUACAAAGGAAGAGCUGCAAAAGGGAUCAAAACUGAUUGGAUGAUGCACGAAUUUAGACUACCUUCUCUCACUCACCCAUCCUCAGACCCCAAGAAGUACAUGGACAAGACUAUUCCUGCUAACGAAUCCUGGGCAAUCUGCAGGAUCUUCAAGAAAACCAAUGCUACAGCUCAAAGAGCUCUAUCUCACUCUUGGGUCUCUCCCUUACCUGAAACCACAACUACUUCUGAUCAUAGAGAUGGCAACCAACUUUGCCAAGCAAACAUGCCAUUCACAAAGAAAACUAGCUUAGCCAGCCAGUUUUAUACUUUCAAUCAUAAUGAAUCACAACACUCAACCACUACUAGUACAACUCCUUGUCCUUUAGAUGUUGUAGCCUCUUACAACAAACCACUUAUUAAUCCAUUAAUGCUCUACAAACCCUCAGAUCGGUUACCCUUUUCAAAUGGAGACCUAAUUAGCAGUGGCGUGAUAUUCUCAUCUCUUGAAACCUCAACAACCAGUGCUAAAUCUUCAACGGAUGCUUCUUCCUUGCUACUGAGUACAUCAUCUUCUGUGCUUGGAGAUUUUAGUAAGACCUCUGAGGGAACAAUAACCACAAACUUUGGUGGGUUACAAGAGCAUGGUAAUGGCUACCAAAUACCAUUACUACGUGACAACAUGCAAGGAAACUUCGGCAACCACGAUGACAAUGCGUUGGGGAAGAUUCCUAAUGUGAAUGUGGUACCUCGUGUUGGUGACCAACAAUUGGAGACAGUGCGAUCCAUUGGGUUUCCAUUCAAUAUUGGCGAUGCAUGGAAGCCUAAUAUGCUUUGGGAUACUUCCUCUUUGUCCUUGUGAUGCACCCUAGUUAUUCUACAACCUAGUAUUAUACUUGGUCCAAUUUACAUAAAUUAGAAGCCAUUUGUUUUUGUAGCUCCUAACAAGCAGGGACUAUGUUAGGACUGUGAACCUUUUUAAUUUGUAACUCGAGACAACUUGUGAACUCAAAUGUUUGUAGAAAGAAUUUUGGAAGCAAUGUGGAAGUUUUAAAACAA
Molecule: messenger RNA, 1972 nt
Organism: Glycine soja
Lineage: Eukaryota; Viridiplantae; Streptophyta; Magnoliopsida; Fabales; Fabaceae
Product: protein FEZ-like
Exons: 3
Coding region: 570-1775 (401 amino acids)
Biological process (GO): regulation of DNA-templated transcription
Molecular function (GO): DNA binding
Source: RefSeq, a predicted model, not a curated record